AUGUCUAUGACCGUUGAUGAUUGUGCUCAAGCUCGGGAUGGUUUCCCUCGACCAUUUCCAGACACCCCUUCCAAUGUUUUGAAGCAGUUUCAGAUGAACGGGAAGGUGGUUGUUAUCACAGGUGCUGCCGAUGGACUGGGUUAUGCCGUAGCAGAGUCCAUGGCUGAGGCGGGCGCUCAUGUCGCCCUGUGGUAUAACUCGAAUGAUGUUGCUAUUGAAAAAGCAAAGGUUCUGGCGCAAGAGCACAACGUUAUGGCUUCGUCUUACAAGGUUGACGUUUCGGAUUCAACUCAAGUUUCGGAAUCAAUUGCAAAGGUUGCUAAAGAUUUUGGCAAGAUAGACGUAUUCGUCGCCAAUGCAGGUAAGGUCGCGCUUCAAGGACAUCCAUGGAUGGAAUAUGACAACCAGCUGACCAUGGACAAAGGCAUGGCUAUCUCGAAGCCCAUUUUGGAACAGACAUUGGACGAGUAUCGAAAGCAGAUGUCUGUGAAUGUCGAUGGAAUUGUUUAUUGCGCUAAAUAUGUCGGUGAGGUAUUCGCAAGACAGGGUUAUGGCAAUCUCAUCAUCACCUCUAGCAUGAGUGGGCACGUUGUCAACGUCCCUGUUGAUCAACCUGUCUACAAUGCGACUAAAGCUUACGUUACUCACUUUGGAAAGUCACUGGCUCGCGAAUGGCGAGACUUUGCCCGUGUCAAUAUUGUCUCGCCGGGAUUCUUUGAUACCAAGAUGGGUGCAAGCCCCUUGUGCCUCCAAGAGGCGUAUCGCAUGUCAUCGGUUGGAAGACAAGGUCAUGUUAAAGAGAUUAAAGGCUUGUACCUCUAUCUUGCUAGUGACGCCUCGACUUACAUGACUGGAAGCGAUGUAAUUAUUGAUGGAGGAUAUGUUUUGCCAUAG
Messenger RNA from Penicillium soppii, 894 nucleotides. Its product is annotated as Glucose/ribitol dehydrogenase. The transcript is spliced from 4 exons. Gene Ontology annotation, cellular component: intracellular anatomical structure. Lineage: Eukaryota; Fungi; Ascomycota; Eurotiomycetes; Eurotiales; Aspergillaceae. The record is from RefSeq and is a predicted model, not a curated record. The coding region runs from base 1 to 894 and encodes 297 amino acids. Gene Ontology annotation, molecular function: oxidoreductase activity, acting on NAD(P)H, oxygen as acceptor.